Molecule: messenger RNA, 451 nt
Organism: Teleopsis dalmanni
Lineage: Eukaryota; Metazoa; Arthropoda; Insecta; Diptera; Diopsidae
Exons: 1
Coding region: 72-377 (101 amino acids)
Cellular component (GO): mitochondrion
Source: RefSeq, a predicted model, not a curated record
UCAAUGCUUUUGACAUUUGUUUUUGUAUUGUGAUUACGUGAAUUUCACAAGCAUUUUUCUAAAACAUAAAAAUGCGUGCAAAUUUUGGAGUUUUACACAGAAUUGUACAUCGUGCGUUUAGUCAAACGGGUGGGGAAAUAAAAUCGACUACGAAAGCCAGUAAUGCUGCUAGCUCACCCACAUCGAUUAACACUAAUGUGAAAGGACUUAGUAGCAACUGUGUUGAACCUACCAGCACCCCAGUUGGACCCGGAGCUGCCCCAAAUGCACCUUAUAAAGUGAUGGAAUAUUUUUGUUUCAACCGUUUUAGUUAUGCAGAAGCAGAAGUUGAAAUGGCAAAGUUCCGUUGCCCACAACCAUCAGCUAUAAAGAAGUAAAUGAAACAAAAAAAAUUUCAUCUCAAAGAAUAAUUUAUUCUUAAUGUAAUAUUAAUUGAUGCAAUAAAAGAAAU